Messenger RNA from Porites evermanni, 29600 nucleotides. The record is from the annotation of a GenBank genome assembly. Lineage: Eukaryota; Metazoa; Cnidaria; Anthozoa; Scleractinia; Poritidae.
AUGGACUACGACCAUUUGGACCCCGAGGGAAGCUUGAUGGACGUGCGUAGAAUAUCGAUAGUUUCUUUCAACCUUCAUCGUUUCCUUGAGAUAUUUCUUUAGUUUUCUUCCAUUAAUUGUUUACUUUUUACCCCGUAUCGUUUUCUCGAUCAUUUACAGCGGAUUCAAGCCCUGAUCCAGCCUCCUCAGUCAGAUGAGUCGGGAAAGAGGGUGAAGAAAGUUGAUAAAGAAGCUCGAAAGCAAGGCAGGUCUGUGAACAACGACAACUGCGAUAGCUGUGGCGAAGGAGGUGAUUUGCUCUGCUGUGACCGAUGUCCGUGUGCUUUUCACCUCACAUGUUGGUACGUUCCUUUAGAAUGUUAAAUAUACACGAAGAAAAAAGUUAUUAGAAUACCUGAAAUUUAAGUGCUUUUAGAGUUUGCCUUUAGCUGCUAGUGACACAGGUACCCUUUUCACUCUCCUCAUGGAAAGCCCUAAUUUCUCAAGGUUUAAUCACCCGCCCGCACUGACAGCUUCUAUGAAUUAAUUCUUUUCUUGAAGCUACGGUUGAAGCCUUGUUGGACGAGGCGCGUUUUAAUCCGCAAGGUUAUCUUUUUCUCUUUAACAGUUCGGUUCUUUUUCUCCCACCUUUUAGCCUCUGAGUGUGAAAACAUAUGAUGUUUUGUGUACUUCAUAUUUCUUCAAAUUUUACUUCACCUGUAACUAACGGAACUGUUUGAUUGAUCUCUUUUAGUGAUUUUUGUUGUGGCCUUUUUUCUCGAUGUGUUUUUUAUUUUAAUAUCAAAACUUUUGUGUUACCUUUGUCAGAUUUUUCCAAGGGAAACUGACCUUUCUUAUUAAACGAAACACUGCUUGGGAAGUCUUUUGUAAUUAUAGUCCAAAAAAGAUACCAACAUACUCUGUAUUCCAUGUUUUUAUGUAAGAAUCCUGUCUGGUUUUCUUGUAGAAAGUUGUUCAAUGUAUUCAUUGCAUGUUAGUUUUGGAUUUUGUUUAUUGUCCAAAAUAGCUGUGCUGUGCAUAAUACUUGAAUACAGUUUGGCAAAUGUGAAAACAGGAAGCUCUAAAAUAUUCUUUGUUAGUAGAGCAGUUGCACUAUGAUGUCAUUUUAUUAUAACUACCAGAAUCCUUCAGUUUAUUGUUUUCUAGUGCAAAUUAGGGCUAUUAUUGUUUAAUCUUCAGCAGGACUGACAAAUUUCUGUGCAAAAGCAAAAACCAAAUAAAUUCUGGUAGUUGUAGUCAAAUGUUGUCAUUGUAAAAUAGUCCAUUAACAGCUUGUAUAUGAAAGGGUAAAAUUUUCAUACACCCUCGUUCAUUGCUUACUUGUGGUAGGCUCUUGUACUGUUCCUUAUAAACAAAAACAUAAACACAAAGAGUUAGACUCAGAACUCGUGUGAUAAUUAAAAUACUAGUAUAGAAUGCAGGCCCACUUAUUGUUAUGAUAUCAAGAAUAAAGCAUAUGGAAGCAAAGUCACAUUCAAAGAUCUAGUCACAUAUAUGUGGAGUUUUUAUGAAUUUCUUGAAUUUGACUGUCUUCCAUCUGUUCUAACCAGUUUGGGGGUAAAAAUCUCUUGAAGCUGUAGUUUCUCAUGAUUAAUUUUUCAGUGAUCCUCCACUAGAAGAAGAUGAUAUUCCUGAUGGAGAAUGGCUUUGUAAUGAAUGUAAAGCAAAGCCUUUUCAGGUAGGUCACUGUUAUGCUAGUGUCUUUCUAUUGGAAUGAAAAUGUAGACUUUUAUUAGUGUAAUUUUUAGUGAUGUACUAGUGAGCAGCACACUUACACUUGCAGUGAACAUUUACACUUGGAAGAAGAAGAAACCAUUCUCGCCCGGGGCACGAAACCGGGCGAGCAUGGUUUCUUCUUCUUCCAAGUGUAAAUGUUCACUGCAAGUGUAAGUGUGCUGCUCACUAGUACAUCACUAAAAAUUACUUUAAUGAAACUAGCAGAAGCCACACGAGAAACUGAACAUAGAAGUGCAAUGCACUCAGCUCCCAGUACCGAAGUGUAGUACACUCUGCUGGUAUCGUAGAAUUCCCACUUCACUAACGCUAGAGCCCUGGUGGUUCACUGGUUAGAACGUCUGAUCUAGUAUGCGGAAGGUCGCGAGUUCGAUUCUCGCCUGGGGCACGAAAAUUUUCCUUGCCCCGGGCGAGCAUGGUUUCUUCUUCUUCCAAGUGUAAAUGUUCACUGCAAGUGUAAGUGUGCUGCUCACUAGUACAUCACUAAAAAUUACAUCAAUCAAUCAAUGUCAAUACGUGGGAUGGGGUUGCCCUGUUCAGCUGAGCCGGAGGCUUAUUUAUGAAACGUAUGACAGUAAAGAUACUAAGUUAUUAAUAAUACAAUACAUUCAAUAAAAAUAAUUUUAAAAGAUCAUAAAUGUAUGAAAACAAAUGAAUAUAAUAUAUCUGUGAAUGCUCAAAGCAACACCCUCCCGGAUCCCCCUGACAGUUUAAAUGUUAGUGAAAAGGGGGGCUCAUGCAGCGUUGUCACUAAGAUUUCAAGUUGCCGGGUAAAUACAACAAGGGCAUCACACUCAUAAUAACCGGGGGAAAUCCCCGGCCCCCAGCUCUUAAUGACAGCCCUGCUGGUGGCAACAGUUUGCCCAAAUCAAGCAAUUUUUUAAAAUUUUCAUCCUCACCAUGAAGAGAUGUAUGUUUUUAAUUCAGGAUGGAGAAAGCAAAGGCGGUGACCAAAGUGGUGUUGGGAAUGACUGUGAGGACCGUACAAGAGCAAACACAAAAGAAAAUGACAAUUCAAAACCAGAAUCUCCAUUUUCAACCCUUGUAAAAAUGACAACAGGGAAAAACCCAACAACAUUUUCCCUUCCUCCUGAGCUUCAAUGCAACACUUACUUUCCAGGUACAUUUUAAUGUAUAAUAGUUGUUUUUUAACAACUAGACCUAAAACUUUUUCUGAGUAAAGUAGAUCGAUAAUUGUAUUUAGUUUGCAAUUCCAUUACAUUUUUACGCUGCACAAAAGAAGUAAAAAAUAACGUGGAUAAAAUCGAGUGGUGUUUCAGUGUCAUCAUGACACCAUUUCAAGUUCAAUAACAUAGAAACAACAUUCGAUUUUAUCAGCAUUAUUUUUUACUUUUUUGUGUUACAAAGCAUUUACUUAUUAGGUUUUUUUGUUGUUUUGAAAUAUUAAGGCCCAGUUCAGACGCCGAUCUUUUUAUGAGCUGAACCUAAUACAUUGAAUUAAGUGCAAGAAAAGUUCGGCAUCUGAAGCAAUUAAGAACACCUAUUUAAAUUUGGAUUGGCUUAGCCGUUCUUCACACCUUGCCUGGCUGGGAAUUUCAACUGUGGAACGACUUUGGAAUGGCUUUGUUUCAGACACUGAACUUUUCAUGUACCGAACCUAAUGUGUAAAUUAUUAUAUUGUAUUUUGCACACAGUUUGACCAAAAUUAGCAUUUUUCUCCUUUUGAAUUUACUUUGGCUGGAAUUAAUUAACAUCAGCAUCUGAUUCAUUUCAGCUAGUCUUAAUAGUUUGGGUUGGCCUUAAUUUGAAUUAGGUUCGGCUCAUGAGAAGUGCUGCAUCUGAACCGGGCCUAAGUGAUUCUGUUGAAUAUACUUGGGUAGUAAAAUGCGAAAUCCCUAUAAUUUAGUGAUCACAAUGGAAGUUUUUUUUCUUUGGCAGGUGACAGGAAAAGGAAAAACAGCACAGAGGAAAAGGCAGUUCCCGUGAAAAAUGGAAAAAGGUAAAUUUAUGUAAUGUCAAGAUUUCAGCAAAUUGAAACAUAUAGUGGCCUUUUAAAGCUGUUCUGUAAUCUUUGUUUGAAGACAAAAUCACAGAUACUAACAUUGAUUUUGCUUGUCUGCAGAAAUGGUGAUGAGGAAGGGUCUAGUUUUCCACUCGGACGACUUUGUUUUGCCUGUAGCAGGUAAGGCCUAUAAAGCACAAAAAUUUCCCAACUCUACAAUAUAGUUGUUGAGUUUUUGAUUUGUUCAUUAAAAUACUGUUUUUUUUUCUUGCCAUUGUUUCCUAAGCUCCCUAAGGUUUCCUUAUGGGAAGCACAUUUUUUGGUUGCUGUUAGGUGACCAUAUAGUAUCCAGUAAUGGUGCAUGUAAGAGUAUGAAAAGCUUUAGUUGCACGAUAUUGAUGAAUGUUUGUUUGAUGUAUUGUAGGAGUGAACUUGUUGGCCAGCUUGUUCACUGUGAUUUUUGUCCCCUGGCAUUUCACAUGGAUUGUCUUAAUCCUCCCCUUACCACUGUGCCCAGUGGUAUGUGGAUGUGUCCCAACCAUGCUGAGCAUGCUGAGGUAGGUGGUUUAUUUACUUAGCAUACCAAGAUAUUUAUUAGAUUACAUACUAUGGUUUUUAUUAAAUUUUUAGCAUUUCCAAUGUGGUAUGUUUUCAAGGGCAGUGUUUACAUGUAUUGCAAAAUCACAUUUCUUAAAUCACUGACAACAAUAACAAUAAAUCAUUUGUAAAUAUUAUGUCAAACACAUGGAUGUUUUAGGUUUUGAUGUCUUGCCUUUUUGUCUAACUGUUUGGAUGGUAUAGAUUACUUAGUCAUACCGAGUUUUAUCUUUUAAUUCUCAAGCAAAUGCCACAUAUGUAAGGGCGGCUUUUAUGAUUCGGUUUUCUACCAUCUGUGGUGUUAAAUUGACAGUGGUGUGUAUUUGAGCGUGGCAUUUAAUCAAGUUAACAACCUUGUGAACAGGACCGUGUCAAUGUUUAUAUAUGUUACAGUUCAAAAUUAAAUUCAGGUUAAAACUUUUUAACCCAGGUUGAUUCUCAAUUUCCUUCAUCUCCUUGCCCUGAUUCAUGAAUUCUCCGGGGAAGGAGACAAAGCAAAGUGAUAAUCAACCGAGGUCAAAUAAUUUUAACCUGAAUUUAAUUUUGACCUGUUACAUAUACAUGUGUUUAAAAAGGGUUGUUGACACGAAUUAAUGUUUUGUUUUCUUUAGCCUGGUCUGCGAGAUCCUCGCUUCAGUAAGAGAUUGCAAGCUUAUAAUGAUUUAAGGAGCAAUAUAUCACAACACACAAUAAAGAUGAAUUUUCUUGAGCGAGUGCACAGGUAGUUAUUGUGGAAAUUUCAGUUGUAAGUAUAUUCACUAUAUAAGCAACAGAACUUUUAUAUUGAUUUUGUUUACUGUUAUUACAUCUUAUUGUCUGCAACAGAUUAAAGAGGCAUCCUUCUUUUAAAAGAAAAGCAUUCUUACCUACAAGAAGGAGAGCAACCUUGGUAUGUUUCCCAUUUCUUGGGAAUUUUAUGUGACAUAUGAAGUAGAAAGACAGUACAUGUGCAUCUGUUAAUAAAUUCGUUGGUAACGUGAAAAGUAAACUUUAUGGGCAAUGUUGUUUGUCACAGGUUCCGCAAGCCAUCAAAGACCAUUACAACUGUCCCCCAUACCAACUGCUUCCAGAACACAUCAAGAAAAUGCAAGAACCUCUUCCUCUGCAUUCACUUCCUCUAAAUACUCCCACCUCUGAAGAACAAGAAGAGGUGAGACUUAAAAAAUAAUUCUUUUGAAAAAAAAGUUAAUGCUUUUCUGGACUUGUGUUUUAAGGCUGUGCUCCAAUGAAAAUUGAAGGGAACCCAGUGCUCUGAACCUGUAUAUGAUUUGCUCAGCGUAUUAGUUGUAUAAAAAAACUAAGAUUAAGGCGUCACUGGGGAGCAAAAGUUGGGCGCCAGGGUCUACCAGGCUCUGCUAGAGCACAGUUCUGUGUUUAAAAACUUGGUUUGUCUAAGGGUUUCUAUCAAUCUCUUUUUGUUUUAAAGAUGGAUCAAACAACCAAGUGUUUGGUUAGAAAAGGAGACGCAGCUUAGAUUUUUAGAUGGCUGCAAGUUGUUUUCAAUACAGUGGAACCCGGUUAAUACAGACACCAACGGGACAUGCCAUAGCAUUGAAAUGAGCUUUUUUUCAUUGGGAUAAAUGAAACUGCACAUUAUAUAUGGGUGUCUGUAUUAAGCAGGUGUCCAUAGAGUGGGGUUCAACUGUAAUAAACAGUGACCUUGAGCAGCAGAUCCAUAAGGGCAUGAACAGUGGCGAGCCAAAGUUGAGCCAUUGUAAAUCCCACAGGGUUCUGACAUGUUUGUUUCAUCAUCAUCAUCAUCCAUCAGCUGCAGAGCAGUUGACCUCAAGUUUCCUUUAUCAAUGGCAAUCUUGAGCCAUAUCCAACCACUGAUUGUCUUUUGGCAAGCUAUCAGGAUCCCUCAGAAGACAAUGAAUAUAAUUGGUGAACAAGGUUCGCUGUCUACUGGGUUUCCUCCUCCCAUUAGUAGGAACAUACAUUGCAAAUUCUCUGAUGAGCUCAUUUUCUGGCAAGUAGGCACAUGACCAAGGAAACGUAAUUGCCAAAGCCUGACUCUUUCAAUAAGGGGAGCUCUUUGUUUACAAGUAACCUGAAACUCAGAUUGAUUUCCUCUUUGUACAGGGUCUUCAUUAGGCAUCGGAGAUCGGAAAGUUCUACUUUAACUAAGCAAAUGUAAAUGUUCGGUAACCUAUGACUAUUUUUUAUUCAGAGAUGGAGCCUCCUUUAAAAUAUUCUCCUGUAAUUUUAAACCUUCCUCCUGCAACUAGAUUAAUAGUGAAAAUCCUGUUUGUAUUUUAGUGGCUAAAAUGUGUGAUCAGCCUUCAGUGUGGGAUUGCUAAGCAUCUGACUCAACCAUCUAGCAACAAAAGUUUGAUUUCAAACCACAUUGACACUUCAUCUGUCAAAGGGGAAACAGCAAACUCUACAAAUACUUCCACACCUGUUCAAGCUGGAAGUAAUGGAGCAGUAAAGGAACCAGUUGUGAAUGGUUUGUCAUCCAAGUCAGACUUAAACAAUCACAGUUCAACAUCACCUUCCAGUAGUGGUGUUCCUAAUGCUUGCAUCAGUAGAGUUGUUACAACUACUAUCACUACCACUAGUGGUGGGAAAACCAUAACUAAACCACUGACAAUUUUGUAUGCAUCACCGUCUAAGUUGCAAACUCACAUGAAUGGACCUCUUACGGCAAAGUCAGUCAAUUCUGGUAAUCCGGUCAGUAUGUGUACAGUGUCUUCAACGCAUCUACCUUCUCAGGUUCUGGUGAAGCAGGAACCAAAAUCUGUUGAAAAGCCUGUUGCUUGUAAUGACUUGAAUCAACUGAGUGCUGAAUGCAAACAGCUCUCUAAUGACACGGCAAAGUUAAUCAAUGAUAUUGGCCAUUUGAACAAUGUCAAGCCAAAAAUUACAGUGGAGGGUGUAAAAACAGUGGCUGUUCCUACACCAAGUACGAGCUCUGUAGUGAAUACAACUGUUAGUGCAGCAAGUAGAACUAUUUCAACUGUUACAGCUGCUGGUAGUCCAGGAAGCUCCAAUGGUACGAAAGCUGCUUCAGCGGCUCCAACAAAACUCAUUGUUCUAACAAGCACAAACAGUGGGAACAUAAUUAAGACAAUUGCUACUGCAGGAUUGAAUGCAGCAGGCUCUAGUCAAAUCCCUGGUGGUAGUAUAGUAACAUUAGGUGCAGCAGGAAAUGGAACAAGUGUAAAUCCUGUAAAACUUGGGACAGUUAAUGCUGCCACACCCGCAUCUAUAGGCUCAAGUCCUAAUAAGGUUAACCAGGCAGCAGCUGCUACUUCCAUGGCAACUGCUAAUGCCAUAAACAGCAUCUGUGCUGCAGCUGGAGUUGAUGCUUUUAAUGGUAAGUGGAGUCACUUGUCAUAUCUGGGAUUUUUGUGUCAUUUACUAGUGCUUGGUUUUGUUUUGAAACUCUCAGUCUCAAAGCAAACACAGAGAAGAAGUGUGAUUUCACAUUACCACGGUUGCAAAAUUUCUGGAUCACAACAAUAUAAAGCUUAAGCAAUGACUAUGGCGAAGGUAAUGAGAAUGGCGAAAAAGAAAUUAGGUUUAGAUCAGCGAUACAACAACUUUGCACGUACAUCAUGCCUUUUUGUACAUUUUCAGCCAUCAUUGCAUGACUGCAGCAUGAAACUUCCUAUUUUGACGCACUUGCUUUAUGGAGUAGGUGAACACAGCACAAAAAUUUUCUUUUUCUGCACUUAGAUAUGGUCCUUUCAGAUUCAACACCAGAAAUUGUGUGAUAAAUAAAGAAAGAUGGUAAAUUUUAAGCUUGGUGAAGAAAUGAGAAGUAAUGUGAUCAACAUGUCACAAGCAUGUGACAAGGAAAAAAUCUGAGUCCCAGACAGGAAUGGAACCUAUGACUUUCCGUACUCGACUCAAAUGCUCUAACCACUGAGCUACCAAGGACUCCCCUUUGUAGCUCAGUGGAUAAAGCAUCAGACCGGUUUACAGAAGGUCAUAGGGUCAAUUCCUGUCGGGGACUCAUAUUUUUUCUUUGUCCGGUGCCCGUGACUUGUUGAUCACAUUAUUUCUCAAAAUGAAAUUGAUUAAGAUAGAUGAAGUUUGAAGCAGUGCAAAUUCACUUUUUAAUGACAUUUUUGUUUUGUCGUCAUCCAGAAAUUUUGCUGCCAUGGCAACAUGACGUACACUGCAAUGACUUCUCCUCUCUAUUUACAUCCCUCUUAUGGGUAAAAUCUGUCCUCAGAAUAAACCAGUAUUCAACUUAUUUUGAUUCUGAAUAUCCUUUGUUUCCAAGCCCUUAAUCAGUCAUAAGAGAAAAAGAAAAUCCUGAUUUAAUCUAAAAAGUAACUCAUUUUACGUACGAAGUACCCACCAUUGGACGAAAGUGUCUAAAAAAUGAGUGAUGCCCACUAAAGGGAUAGUCUACUUCAAAAUCACUAAAAUGCAAAAAUCAGAGAAAAAACUUUUUGGAGAAUGAAUAGGUUGGACACCCCACCCACCUUUCUUGUAUGAUAAAGUGCACACUCUUGUAUUCACAUGGAAAUAACAAAUUCUGGCAAAAGUUAAGGCAGCUUUCAACAAGUUCCUACAAGAUAUGAAAAUAAUCCCCUUGGUUGCUGGUGAUAUUAUUCUCAUACCACCGGGCCAAUCAGUCAAGUAAUAAGAUAUAUAUUUUUAUCAAGAUAAAUGGUUUCUGUGUUUGUAAUUGUUGGCAAUUUUUUCAUCAACAGAGUUGGCAAAGUUGGACCCUCGUCUCAUUCAAGUGUUGGCAUACCAGAGACUUCAGCAGCUUCUCACACAGACCAAGGUAAGGAAGCCCAAUGAAUUAAUCACAAGGCAAACAAAGUACAAAACAUUCAGCUGGUUGAACUCCUUUUUGUUGUUGUUAUUAUUAUUAUUAUUAUUAUUAUUAUUAUUAUUAUUAUUAUUAUUCAUUCUUACAUGUAGAUAUUAUUAAAGGGUGGUCUCAAAAUUGCUACAGAUACCUUACUCCAAGUGGUAUGUACCACUAUCAGCAUUCUUUACCAAAACUUGUUGACUUUUUGUUAUAUAUCCUCAACUGAGCGAUGAAAAACUUGCACAAGGUAGUAAAAUUUUGUAGAGUCUAGAAAUCCUUGAACAACAUGAGUCACACUUAGUUUCCUUUGAACUUGGGUGUGUUGGGAGAGCUGAAGUUUGUUUUCUUGAACUAACUGAAGACGUUUUUUUCUUGAAUUUCUAAAGCCUGUUCCUCCCAGUCCUGUGGCAGCUAGAAAAAUUUCUUUCAAUGGCUUAAAGGAGACAAUAGUUCUUCCUCAACAAGCUGGUAAGUUACUGGAAUUGUUUUUGUUGUUAUUGUUUUCUUAUUUUUGUUAACACCUGUAGCUUGAGGUUUUAGAUAUUCCAGUGAAGGAUGUAAUAUUAAAUGUUACAAACAUUAAUUUUUUGUGGAGGAACUUUUAAAUACCAGUAGUUCUCCAAGUUUUUGGCAUCUUUUGUUAUGAACCAUUAGCAAAUGGUUAAUGAUUAUUGUUGCUUUGUAGAAAUAAAUAUUUUGGUUCCUGGGGGUGUAAAAGAAAUUCUUAAGGUGUUAUGAAUCCCCUUUAGCCUUCUUAGCAGAGACAAAGGCUAGUACUCAAGUUGCAUUCAUAAGCCAAUGUUUUUUUGUACUUCUUAUGAGUGUAUGUUUAUGAAUGUGAUAAUAAUAAUAAAUAAUAAUAAUUGAUGUAUUGUGUAAUUAUCAAUGUAAUUAUUUUCAGUUGUGCAUUACAAUGAAAAAAAAAGCUAAAUAAAUAGACUAGCUUUGAUAGGCACUUAACAGCUAGCCAUUCAUGUGGUACAAAACUGCCAUGCCGGAGAGGAAAAGUCACAUUAGGACAAGACAAACAAAAGAAAUAACCUUUUCAAAUUAUGUAUGCCUUUUGUUUGUCUUGUCCCAAUGGGCCUUUUGCUCUCCAGCAUGUUGGUUUUGUACCAUGUGAAUGGCUACCUGUAAAGGUCCUAUUGGACAUUACAGUGGUAAAAAGCUAAAAAUUAAAAAAAUAAAAUUGACUGGCUGUAAAAAAAAUGUAGUUAAGUGACUUGCAUGUUACCUACAUGAUUCACUCUCCUUUACAGUUCCAGCAGGUAGAUCCAUAGCAGUGUUGUGUCCACUGACUGGGACAGGCCCUGUAUGUCCUAUGAUUCACAAGUGUCUCUCCCUUGGACAAGGUGAUAACUUCAAUUUCUUUUAACUAAACCCAGCAAACAUUUUUAUUUCAUUUCAUCAAUCUUUUUUUGGCUUCAAUAGCUUUUGCAGUAAGUAAAUUGCUGUCAAGUAUUUAUGUUGUCCUAGAAAGUAGACUGAAGUUUGACCUUAUUUUUUAUUGUAAAAGAGGAUUGACACUUUUCUGUCGGUAGGAAUCUCAGUAGUGAACUGAUUGGUAGUAUUAAAGUAGGUUGAGUAUGUACGUAUGUAUUAGUUUCAUAAUGUUAACCUGUUGAUGAUAGUGUUUGUUGGAUCAAUUUAUUGUUUUAUUUUCUUAAAUUUUGGUAGGUCCAGACAUGGAUGUUUGUCUUCAGGAAUAUGGUCACUGUAACUUCAUUUCAGAAAAACACUGUUCUAUAUUCUAUGAUGAGGUAUAAAGCUUCCUUGGACAAUAAUAUUUUUGUUGAAAUACUAAGAGUUUGGGGAGAUUAAGUAACUACAAUGGUGAUGGCAAUGAGAACCUCACUUAAAAAUUGCAUUUGUGCUGCUUCAAACUGUAUUGCACUUAUUCCAUCUUGUUCAAUCUUAAGACUAUGAAAAUUCAGGAAAAAAAAAAAAAGAAAGUUGUUGUUGUGAAAUUAGGCUUUUUUGUGUCAUAGUCGUGCAGUGAUGGCAAAGAAAUUUACAAAAAAGCAUGAUGCACUUGCAAAGUUGUUGUUUCACCAAUCUAAACCUAUUGGUUUUUUGACAUUCUCGUUGCGUCACCAUCGUCUUUGCUUAAGCUCCCCUUUGUUGUAAGCAGUGAUGGUGCACACACUAAUAACUCUCUAACUUAUGAUAUUUUUUCCCCUGACAGACAUCAAAACAAUAUGAACUCAUAAACUACAGUGAACAUGGAACAUACGUGGACAAUGUUUUGUACUCAUGUGACUUUUCAGACAAAAUUAACAGACACGUUGUCUCAUCAAAGGAUCUUGACCCAUCAAAAGUCAGCAAAAAUAAAUUGCUGGCUGCUGCUCAAGUCAGACAAAACUCCAAGCCUAAAGGAUCACGGAGAACUGUUGGUCUCGGAGUGCAAAAAAUUGUGAAAGCUUGUAACUGUACAACAAGCAGUUCAAACUUGAUUGGUGGCAGUGGGGCAGGCUGGGAAGGCACAGCACUGUUGCAUCAUGGGAGUUAUAUAAAACUGGGAUGUGCACAGUUUGUGUUUAGUAUAACAAGUCAUGCAACUAAGCUACCAUCAAGUGCGAAGACAAGUACUAGCUGUGCAAAUGAGAAAAAGCCUGUGGUCUCAUAGUCAGUGUUAGUCCUACAGUUAAAGAAUAGUAUUGUUGUAUUCGAAAACUUCAGCUUUUGAAGGUGAAGAAUUUUAAUGAAAAAUGAAAGAGCUUCAGAACAAGUUAAAUUGCACCUUUUAUCUUGAUUUUUGCCACAGUGACUGUGAUUUUAACAAAUUAUAUUCUGGUUUCUGUAAGAAUCGGGAGGAAUUCAAGGGUGCUAUAGACCCAUCAUAAAAACUAAAUAUUGAUUUGUCUUUCUUCCUCCCACAAUCUGUCACUAGCAAUCAGGGAGAGGUGAUUAAAAUAUGUCAGUUCAAUGUUAACGUUAAAUUUGGUAUCUGGCAACUGUUCUUUAUGAUAAAGAGAGGUUGAACAUGAAUAACAUCACCAACUAAAUUCUCUGCCACACAGCACUGGGAUGACCAAUUUGUGAACUCAAAACUUUCUUUGGUUGUCAGUUAUGUGAAGCCCGAAGAGUUGGUUGGAAGUUAUAAAGUAUGUAGGGUUUUGCAAAGGUUAUAGGAGGACUCCAUGUAAGAGGCACAAAAAUGGCCAGUAUUUUUAUAUUGUAUAGGUAUGUAUGUAUCAGAAAGGAAGUGUAUAUGAGAUUUUAUGUGACUGAUGUCCAACCUUUUUGAAAAAGUGUAUGUAAUUUUAUUCUUGUAUCAUUCUAUUUAAGACAGGGAUGGACAAAAUAUUUAUUACUUGUACAGUUAAUGUCCAUUGUUGUCUUACAAUUCACAAAAGCUUUUGUGAUGGCAAAGGUGGUUAAACUUUUAACUAAUAAUAUUCUAAGUUACACAAAUGUAUUGUAAUUAAAGUAGUUAAAGUUGGUUUGUUUAGUUAGCUGAUGAUUGAGAGUUGCAUGCAGUAUAUAAGUGCACAAAGUUCCACUUAUGUCAUUCACAAUAGAGGAGAUGAAACCCUACCCUGGCAUAAUAUACCUAUUCAGAUUACCAUUCUCUUUGCAGUUGUUGUCAUUGUCUUUCUUAUGGUAAAGUGAAAAAGAAAACAAUCAAAGAAAACAAUCAUUGUACAGUGCACAAGGACAUGAGAAAUUUCUGUUAUUACACUGAAGCUUAUUGAGUUUUGUAAGGACUGAUGUUUAGUUUAUUCUUUUGUUCUGUAUAUUAUUUUUUUUACUCCGAAAUCCCUUAAUUAUUUAUCUAGUGAUUCUAAAAUAACAAAACAAACUGUCCGUUGUAAUGAGGUGUCCGUAUUAAGUGGGUGUUCUUAAAGCACGGUUUGACUGUAGUUAUAAAAAUUAUCCCCAUAUCCCUGAUCCUUGCAAAGCCUUUCCCGCAAACCCCACUUCUUAAAACACCCAGGGCACUGGGUCCCCAUGGGUGCUCCAAAACAAGGCUAGAGUAUGUGCUUUCGUACUAACCUCAUUCCUGGGGUCAGGCGAGACCCUGAGAAUAAGCUUGCCAUUUAACUGAGGGGUGAUUUUGGGUUCAUUAUUGAGUAUGUAAACAUAGAAGCAGGUGGCAGUGUACGAGAUGACAUCAGAGGUGAUAUGGCAUGGAUUCAAAUUUGGAGACCUGGCAACACUAGCCCAUGUGCAGUUGACCCCUCCCCUAAAAAAAAUCGGAGAGAGAGAGAGAAUUUCCUUCCGAUUUCUUUAAGGGGAAGGGUCAUCCGAGCACAGGCUAGGCAACACAAACCCACCUAUCCUGCAGUGCAGGCGUUUUCUUUGAGCGCGAAAUUUGCUCGCGAAAGUGCCAUGUUGAAACUUCCCGAAGAGAGGAAGAGAUGGGGCGAGUAAGGGUUACUAUUUCUACUCUCCCCAAUCUUCCACUGUCAUAAAAUCAAAGAUGGCGGCUACAACAAUAUUACGAACACGAACAAGGUUUCCCCCACCCAAAAUACACCUGCACUGCAGGCUAAAACCCACCCAAAAACAGACUUCCUGAAAGUCCCUCUUCCUCUCUUCUUUGAAACGUAGGCUAUGUUCACACUAUUAGCGCCAACCUGAAAAGGUAUCCAGUAAAGUAUGAACACCUAUCCACCCCUUUGGAGAUCAGCUCAGUGUAGCUUCUCUCAGUUACAGAAAUCGAGCCAAAAUCACCGUUAUUGUGUGUGAACAGACGCCCCGUCCAAUAUGUUUUUCGUGCCAGUGCAAAAGCUAUCCAGCAUAGCAUGAACAUUUACGCAUAAGAGAUCUUGGCUCACUCAAGGAAUCAAUUACAUAAAUAAUUACUGGUAAAUGGACAAAUCCAUCAGAGUAUGAUCAAACCUCUACGUGCAACCAACUCUCGCAAGUGACCACCUAUUAAAAACACCAAAAUUUUCCCAAUCUAAGACCUCUGAUAAAAGACCAUCUUUCAUAAGCGACCACGACCCCUCUUUGGCCUGAAGGUUUGAUAAUCGUUGUAAGCGACCAUCUGAUGCAUGGUGUGGUCUAUUUGUGCACAGUCCUCCUGGUUCCAUUUUGGUAAGCAACCAACUCCCAUAUGCAACCACUAACUCUUUGCAUUUUGUGUGGUCACAUAUCAGAGGUUCAUCUGUUGUCAUGCCUUCAAACAUGAUGCACCCAACGUCAAUUAACUCAAAAUUUUAGGAAAGGGCUACCAUUAAAUCAAUGGUUUGUCACUAAUGUUUCAGAUUUGUGACAAAAUGAUAUAGACUAUUGACUGAAGGGAAAAUUGGAUAAGUGACAAAUGACUUCUAAUUCAAGAAAGUUUCAAAUUUUUAUUGGGUUUAAUCUUGUCUAUGAAUAAGAUGUAAGCCCGUGUAGGACAUUCAGUCAUUAUCAUUUCAACAAUACAAAAUUCCAUUCAUGCUACUUCAAAUACCUAUCAGCCACUUCUUUCAAAGCUAUUACUCUAAAGUAAUGUUCGGACUUCAUUUAACUAAUUUGCGAACCAUGACAGAGACCUGAUGGGUUGAUAUCGUUCCAAAUAAGAUAUAUAUUUUACAAAAAGUGUUGGCUUUGAUAAUGAUCACAAUGAUCAGCCUUUGAGAAUCCUGUUUCAAAUGAACAAUUCUUUCCAUAUUUUUUCUACCUAGCUGGAUUGAAAACAACCACUUCCCUUAUAAAAUAACCCUUUAACUUCCCAGAACAACUUGUUUUAAAAUGUCCUUGAAAUCCUAUCAAAUUAAGCUUGUUGUUAGAAACACAAAAUUAGUCAGCUAAAGCAGUCUACAUAAAUAGAACCAUUACAAUUCUCAUGUAGAAGGAGGAUUAUACAAAAUACAAUGAUAGUAUGAAAAAUAACUGACAGCAAUCUAAUAAUCCUAUUCUGGUUGUUGAACAUGGGUAAUUUAUAGGGUUGAGCAUGAUAAGAUGUUUAUCUUUACAUGUUUUCUAUGAAUGUUUCUGUACAUAAUACUAAUAUUAGUACAUUGUAAUUUUUACAAUGGUUGUGCUUAAAAUUGCUAUCCAUCAUACGCAUAAUCUGCUUUGUUAUGCAUGAUGAGUUUGCCCUCUACAAAGUAAAAGCUAUCCGACUUUGUCUCAAAUGGAUGAUCAAUCAUUUCUUGCACUGUGAAAACAAAGAAAAGAGAAAGAGUUUACAUGUCAAAUAAUCCUCUUAACUGUGCAUCAGUCUAAAAAGCACAAAGUGGCCAUUUCCUGAUCCUUUUUUUCAAGAGGUACAGAUUACAACAGAGCUGAGGCCUGUUAAAGGAAAAAUUCUGACGAGCGACAUGACCUUAAAACAGCCACAUAAGUGUAGAUGAAAUGGCAGCAAACGACAAAAAGAUGGGUCAAAUACCGACAGGGACAUGGCCUACUCCUCAAAAUGCAAAACAACUGUAUUUGAAAUUCAGACUAGGGACGUACGUUUUCCCCCUAAGAGAGUCUUGGAGCUGUCACUAACAUUUCAAGUUGCCAGGUACAUUAAAUUAGUACGUGGGGGAUUUGAACAGCUGAAAAGGCCUUUUGGUUCUAUUUUCCUGUUUCUUUCCUAUAAAAAUAGCCAGGGGGAAAAAACCCCGCCCCCCGGCCCUCAAUCAUCCAUUAAGUACUGCAGACACCCUGGAACCAUGAGGUUGAGUCCUUUAUGGUUAUAGUCCGUAAUAAUGGGAGUUUAUUUUAGGCCUCUAAAUUCUCAUACAACUUCUCCAAACUGUUCUUCCUUUGAAGAACAAGUUAGCGAAUUUCCUGAAAGAUUCAAAUUUUACAACCUACUGGAAUCAUGCAAACUGGAUGGCGAUUAUUAUGCAAUUAUGAUUCGGACAAUUUAAAUUUUUUCCUGAAUAACGUAUUUGUUAAUGUCAUCAUAAACUUAGAUUACUACUAAACUGUACAUCACAAUGUUGUGCAUUAACGUUAAAGUGACUUCCCUUAAAUAGCUUUUGGUUCAAUAUACCAACAUCAAAGUGUAACGUUUCAAAAUAAACAAAUAAAGGAUAUGAUCUACCUUCCCACAAAAAGAUUAAUCUUGCGUUAAAAGCUGUCAAGGAAAAAUUGUUUUGGAGAAACAAGAGUACUACAAGACAAUGCCACGCUAAACAAUAUCAACUCACUAAAAUUAAAAUCGGAACAUUUUAUAUAAAACGAUCAAUUCAAAUAUUUAAUUCCAGACAAGUGAUUUAAGUUGUUGGAGCGUACGGGUAAAAAGAGUGACAUUAUAAGAUAACACAUUUAACACAAGUAGAAUUGAAUACUUACUUUCAUCGAUAUCUAAAGCAGGAAAUUCGUAGAUAUGCUCACACGUGUUCUUGCUGUUUGGUAUACAAAAUCCAAAGUUAAAAUCGAAGUUUUUUAACAGGCGGUCUCUAAAAUAGUGACGUUCUAUCAUUCGAAAAUUGUUGACAGGUUUGUCUCCCACAGUGAAUUCGACUCUGAAAAUAAGAUAAAAAAAAAAACGAUAUUAGAAUAUCGGUAACAUAAAAUAAGGGGGCAAAGUUAAUGGAGGGAAAUCCGAGCAAUCUUAAAAACAAUCGACGAUUACAGAUAGACAAUAGGUAACGAGAAAAAUUAGACUACGUUUGAACGUUAUCCAUGCCACUUGAGCUCAAAAUAUUUUAGAAAAAUAUAUAGGUCGAUCGCACCACCAGUAUAAGAAAUAGAUCUCUGUUUUGCCUAAUUUCGUUUGCUUGGGCAAAGAAGAAACGAAGAAACUCACGUUGCUCCUACGGUUUUUAACUUCAAAAACUCUGGAGUAAACUUGUAUCUGACGAAGCGGCCUGCAUUGGGAUCCUCGUCAUUGUCAAUGAUGUCUUCCUCAAUGUUUUCGGGCUUGGCUAUCUCAAACAGUACGUUCCCGGUUUCCAUAUCGCGGAUUUUAAAGCGAGUAAAAUCGAUGUGGUAAACAUUUGCACUGGGUUCACAGAGGUAAUCUGCAAAUGAGAGCAAGAACGAAUACAUGUAAAUACCUAGUUAACACACGAACGACGAUGAAGUUCUAAUCAUUUCCAGCGUUUAUUACUCUCCGGCAAUUAAUCAACGUUAGACCAAAUUCAUUGGAUCACUAAAGCUGCAAACCGAACAAAUUUGUCGUUGCAUGCACUUACUUUCUGUGCAUUUUCCUAACUUCAAAACGUCAUCCGGAGCGACUGAGUCCUUUUUCAGCAACUCUUCCUCUGUAAUUGUCUUCUUUGCCUUCGAUUGCCGGGCCAAGAAACCGCCACCUUUCUUCUUUGCUCGGCCAGUAUCGUCGUUCGAAUUGGACGAUCUUCCACUCAUAACUGUCCAGUUAAAACUACAAGAGUACUAAGCUGUAUGCUUACACUAAUUACACUGCGUGACCGAAAAGAACAGUUAUAAAAUAAAUUAGUUUCCCCAAAAGAGAAGACACGAUCAAACAUGGAGGUGUAAGAAAAUGCGCUUGUUAUGGCCAGCGGCAUAAAUAUGUUACCAUAGAAACGAAAACGCAACAAACGCGGAGAAAAAAGAAGUCCACAUCCGGUGUUUCAGCUGUUGUCACGUAAAACUUAAAGAUCUUUUCCUUUGUAAGGGUAGUACGUGGUGUAAGGUGCCAUACUAUUACCGAGAAAAAACAGAUUCUAGACAUCAAGAGACUGGUCCCUUGGCCCUUACGUACUAGUCAGUAGCAGGAGCCGAUUGUCAGUAGCCUAGCCACAAGCUGCUCGGCAACUUUUGAGCAUCUGUUUGGCAAAUUUUGAUGUUUGUGGCAACUUGAUUGGAUUUUAAGCAACUUAUGGCAAUUAAGAAGUUCUAUAAUACCGUUUAAGUCUUGUUAUGUAUGCUUGUAAGAAAAUUUCAGUUCUCAACCCUCCCCCCUCAGUUGCAGGACCCACCUUAUGAGGUCAGCGGUAUGCAAAUAAGAAUCGAAAAUAUUUCAGACAGUUCAGAAGAACAACUGAAUUUCCAUCUCGAUUUCUCUUCCUGGAAUGAAAACGCUUCUUUCAAAGCAGGAAAAUGCACUCGAGAAAACUGUUGAAAACCUAAAAUACUGUAAUGCUGCGUUAGAAUGAGAACCAAGGCGAGGGAGGGCAGCAUUUUUUCACACCCUCCCUCUUCCCGUCGCAUGUGGCUUGCGCUUCCUGCUCGCCAGUUCUGCAGCCGUUUUGUGCGCCCUAGGGAAGGAAGAUGCAAACCGGACUUCCUUCAUAUGGAAAUCGAGCCUACGUCAGUGCCCAUCCGCUUGUUGAGAUUUCCGGUGGUAGUCGCGGCGUAAGUCAUGGCAUUUUUGGUGUUAAGCGAGAAGAAUCAUGGGAAAGCUUCAGAAGCACAGAAGCAUGUCGGAAAUUCCCAUAACCCAUCGCGCCGCCACUACGGCUGAAUAGGGACCUUACGAUCCGACAUUGGCGACGUCCAUGAAAACGUCGCUGAAAAAUAGACUUGGCAUCCUUUCACUUUUUUUCGCGAUUAUUCCAAGGGGCCCAGUUACUUAAAAGAAGGGAAUUUAGUUUGGAGCUGAAGAGAAAGGACAGCGCCCGAGUUUUGACAGAGAUGGUAGAAUUUAUCGCCUUCCGGUCCCAUUCCCAAGUUAAUUUAAAAUUUGGUCAUUUCACGUCGUAGUUCUUGCAGGCACUGCAAAGAAAUGUACCAAAAAGCGUGAUGUACGAUCAGAGUUGUUGUUUUGCUCAUAAAACCUAUUUCUUUUUUGACGUUCCCGUUGCCGUCGUCGUUUCGUAAGGUCCCUAACAUCCCAGAAAGCGCCAGUGUACUAGGCAGCGAUAAGUGCAGACAAGAAUGAGAACUUGUCAGCAAACAAACUUGAACACUUACUUCAGGAGCCUGUUGGAAAGCUCCUCUCACCUCGAUCGCUAAGGACAAAAGGCAAGGGGGCUAGCAAGGAGCCUUAUGACCAAGACAUUAAUGAAUCUGAAUUUCCACAGGAAUUUAUUUAAAACGGGAACCGAAAGCUACUUACACAAAAAAAUGCUGAAUUACAUUUCACUGACACACAAAUGAAACUGUUUAGAAGUGAUACAACAGUUGGUAAAUAACUAAGCAAAACCACUGACUUGGAUAUCAGUGCCGGAUCCAGACCUUAGAGAUAAGGGGGGUGGGGGGGGGGACGGUCAUCCAGACCUUUAGAUAAAGCAGGGGGGCGGACUUUUCGGCCCUUCGGGCCUCAGUUUAGACUAAAAAUAAGGGGGGGGGGGGGGCGGGGCCCCCCCCCUGGAUCCGCCACUGGAUACAUCUACGGAAAAAACAGGAUAACUUUUGUCUUCCAAAGUAUCUUUGCAGAAAAAGAGGGGGAAUGAAAUAAUUUGCCGUCGGUCAGUUACUGCCCUAAUAAUACGCAUUGCUAAAAGCUCUUGACUUUUUACACGGUAAAAGAAAAUUUCAACAAAUUUACGUACAGUAAGUUUUACAACAAAUUUCAAAGCCGGGUUUAGCUCCAACCAAAAAUAAUAAGACAGUCAGAUAAGUGAAACAAAACCAUUAAAAAUCCGUCGGUUCAGUUUCGGUAGGUUAUGAAGUAGCACUUGGUUCGUUUGAGCACGAAAAUGAGCCAAGGCUGUUAUAAAAGCAUUUUUGGGGGGUUUAUUUUCGCAAAAAGUAAAUAUGAAAAAGGAAACUGACAAAUCCAUAACUGCUCGGUGUGAGGUAGUGGAAAGCAGAGUUAUCAAACUUGACUGCAAGAAUCCGACCAAAAAACCUUUAACUAACCAAGAAAUGUCAGCCAGCAAAUCACGUCCUACAAUGUCUUCAUAAGUUGUUCCGACACGGGUGACUUAUGUAUUCUUCUUAUCUACAAAGACUACGUGAUAAGUUCUUCAGGGUAGGCCAUGUUGUCACUAUGUACGCAAAGGCGUCGGAAAUACUGUUACGUUGCGUGACAAGGUAUUUGUGACACUCUCACGAUGCCACGCACUGUCGUUUUCUACCGUGAGUAGAAUUUAAGAUGGCGAUCAAGGCCAACUGAAGCAAUGAAUGAAGCAUGCUUGCCGAAUUUUACUCCAGUCACCACACCAGAGUGUUCUAUAGAAAGAAAACAGACAAGUUUCACCAUUAAAUAACUCAGAUUCAAAUGUAGCAAAGCAUUCCCAUGUACUUUAAUACUUGAAAGGAUUGGGUUUGGUAAAUGAAAAGUUUGACGUUUGAGCUGGGCCUAACAAGCAAAACAAAGCAAUAGUUUAUGAUAUUAAACUCUGGAAUUCCUCAUAUCUUUCAAAGUCCACUAGAUGCUUAGUCUACGUAGCAGGCGUCGAAAGGAGUAGGGGGUAGAGAGGAAUGGAAAAAGGGAGGGAGAUUCGCGCUUUUCUCCCUCCCCCUUCCCUUUCUGCGCCUACCACGCCGGCUACUAGUUGCUCUGUUUGUUUGUUUUGGCAAGAAUAUUAAUUUAGUUCAGCUCCUUAAAAAUAAAAGGAUUGGUCCGAAGACUAACAUUUUGGCAUUUCGUUUUGCUCAAAGCACAUGAGGUGAUAGUCAAUUACUACGGUACGAACUGAAGCAUAAAAUUCCUCCCACUUCUUCAAUGAAAGAUUUCAAACGUAAUAAACGCGCCACAUACCUGCAAAUGAGUUGAUCAUUUCCCACUGUUUAACCAAAUAUAUCCUGCAAAAACAAACAACAGGUCAACAACACUAAAUCUGAGGGUGUUUAUCUCCUAUACUUACAUUCUCCUAAACAGCCAUUAAAUCCUCGCAGGCUCAUGCCAACAGUAUUUUCUCAUACACAACGGGAUAAGAGCCAUUCCAACCCAACAACGUAACCUGACUUUUAAUAUCAAGACCACAAAUAAUUGCUAUUACGUUGCCAAAGAGCUACAAAAAAAUGGCUGACAAGAAAAUGUGAAUAGAUACCAUAUAAACGGAAUCUAUGACACUUUUUCAAAUGCUGAAACAAUCCAAAAUACACAUGAAAGGUGUGACAGCUCAGGCAAUGGCCGAUGGCAACAAAACAAACUAAACUUUGGAACACUAUGUGAUCCAAAGACCCCACGCAUACACUCAAACCUAUACUUUCUAGCUGUGUGCAAGAAAACAACUCCUGCUUCACUGGUUCCUCUUUCAGCUGAAAUUUUAAGUUUAAUCAUUAUGUUUAUUCCUGAAAGAAAAGAUCUAUGACUUACUGCACUUCAGACCCGCCAACAGCUAGAUAGGUACCACUCUGAUCAAAACUCAGUGUCUUAACCUACAAAGGAGAAAAUUUACAGCAUAGACGGUUAGCAUAAAAUGAGCACAGUGACUAGUUAAUACCAAAUGGAUAUUGGUACGUAGUCUCACAACGUCAGAGAAAAACAAGUUGGUUUACAUCAGUCUUACAACAUACCUCAAAUCUGUCCUCUAAUGUAAUGGUUUUGAAGUUCUUCAGUUUGCGCAAAUCCCAUAGUUUAACCACUGAAUCAUCAGCUGAAGUAGCCAAGUAGUAUCUUGUAGGAAUAGGAAAUAAUAAUAUAAAACAAUCCAAAAGUUCAGGCUGCACACAGUCAAAAAAUGACUUAGCACUAAAAUCAAUGUUUCUAGCCUGUAUAGCAGUCAUUUUCUUUACAUUUUAGCCAAGCAGGUGAAGUGCAGGAGAUAUGUGAGAAGGGAGAAAAUAAAAUUUAAUGUUUUGUUGCCCUUGCACGUCUCUCGUGCUUCUCCUGCUAAAAGGAGACUAAAAGGAAACAGAAACAACUUCUAAGGAGGCUUCAGUGUUUUCUCAACACUCACCCAUUUUCUGAGAAGGAAAUAUCUGUAAUGGGUCCUGAAUGUCCAGGAAACUUAGCGACAUUAGCACCUUCCUUGAGAUCCCAGAUCUUUAUCACGCUAGAACAUAAGCACAAAAUAAGUUAAUGACGUAGCAGACAAACAAUGGAAACAUUCUUGACCCCAGUGCUUACAAAUGGAAAUUUCCUUACUUUAUACAGAGUUCACAUUAAAUGGAAGUGCACUUUGCUGCUCUAGAUUGUUUCAGGCAUUCCACUUAAAUAAUUUGAAACAAAUACAGAACAAUCCUGAUUUCUUAAACCUUUCUUUUUUUAGGAAAUUCCGGAUAAUUUGAAUCAAACCAAACUUCCCUUAACCAGUCAAACACUGAGAUUUCAACCCCACUUUCUGAGAAUAAAACCAAUUUGCUUUUCCCAUGAUGAUUAGUAAAACUGGAUUCCACUGUAAGACAAAAAGAACAUAUAUAACAGGAAUACAACCCCCAACUGGCAGGAGGCAACCAGCUGUCUUAUAAUUUUACAAGUAUGGCCAUGGACUGGAAAUCAUAAUGACCAAGAAAUGCUGAAACAAUGGACUGUGUCUGAUAGGUGGGGCACCCAGCCACCUUUCCUCCUGCUGCCUCCUUCAUUUUCUCUCCAACUGACAGAAUAGAAUCCAGAAGUUUUCCAGAGAACAAAUGAAAAUUUUAGGUUCCACCACAUUGCCACUAUCACUGUCCCAGACUAGUGUUACUGGUCAAAAUUGAUUUCAGGUUACGGUAAUUUUGAUUUAACUUAGGUUGAUUCUUAAUUUCCUUUGUCCCCUAGCCCUGGCGGACAAAGGAAAUUGAGAGUCAUCCUGGGCUGAAAAAUUUUAACCUGGCCCAGUUGUUCAAAAGUUGAUAGCACUACCCAUUGGAUGAAUCACUAUCCAAAGGAUAAGUGUUAGGGAUACCAAUAAUAAUUUACACUAUCCAGUGGAUAGUGAUUUGUCCAGUGGAUAGCCUUAUCCACUUUUUGAACAACUGGGGCCUGAAAUCUAAUUUGACCCGUUACAUAUUGAAUACAAUAGUGCCAAGAGUAGCUAGAAAGGAGAAUAUUUUCAAGGAGUUUUUCAGACCCUGAAAAAUUGUUCUCGAACUUACAAGAGUUUUUCAGUAAUUCAGGGAGGAGUAUUUAAAAUAUAGUAUUCAUAGUAAGACACAAUUAUAUGGUUGUCAGAAGACGAAACAGACUUCACAAACCUGUCUGCUGUUCCAGUUCCAAAAAUAAGACCAUCAGGAUGAAAUUGGGCACAAGUAAGGCCUGCAAGUAUGGCAAAAAAGAAUUGGAGACUGGUUCAGAUUUAAUGUGAUUUAUUUGGUGUACUGCAGAGUUUUCAUUGUUGGCCAGUCUGGCUUCUUUAUUUUGAUAUUAGGGUGUUACGAUUUUCAUUUUUGCAAAAAAAUGUUCUGAAAUUUCCAGUUAUAAGCUAUUGCCUCAACUUCAUGAAGCAGGAAAAUGACUCAGGGUGGUCAGAAAGUUCUGAAGUAGAUGGCUGAGUGGUCAAAAUAAGCAGCCAGUCCAGGGAUAUCUAUUUUAAAAACACCAUACAUAAAGAAAUGCCAAGCAGAGUAGCCGGCCGAUACUAACCAAGUAGGCAGCGAGUUUCACCAGCAGCCGGCUACUUAUGACAACCCUGUGACUUUAGUAGAUAAGACUCAAAAGAACAUAUUUUCACUUGUACUGUGAACGUUUCACAGUUUAGAUACCAAGGCACAUGUUUGGUCAAGCAUUUAAGGAAAACAAAUUGUAAGGUCUAAUAUCGAUUUAUUAAUGAUGUAAGUAGCAACUUGCUGUCCUAACUGCUCUCAAUUGUCAGACUUUGGUUGAAACCACAGACAUUUUCCUGAAAUUACCAGUGAACGGAGAAAGCCGUAAAGUCUAGUGCAAAGCUUCAAAUCUCUGGCUAAUCUUAAUAAAAGUAGCACCUUCAUGCAUAGGUGAGAGUCGGGAACCUCAAAUAGUUUGGACCAUGGGUUGACCACCCUACAAGGAUACAGGAUACAACUUUAGCUUGAAGGUAGGAACACCCAAAUGGUAUUCUUCGUUUAAAUGUAAGGCAAUGGAUUAAAAUCCUGUCAGGGACUAAGAAUUUCUUCUUUGCCUUAUGCUUGUAGCAUGACAAGUAUUAAUGUCUUUCUCAUUUUUGAUAUUGAACAAAUGUCAGGACACAUUUUGUAUUUCUUGGUUACCUUGAUUGAUGUUAGGAUCUGAGAGACAUCUUGUGAGGACAUGUCCAGUUCUGAGAUCAGAGAAUGCCCAGUAUUGAUCACCAGAACAGCUAAGAAGGUAGUCACCUGACAAACCAAGUUAACAACAAAAUAUAUCAGCUUAUGGUGAGGAUAACAACUACAAAGAAAAAGAUCUACUGGUAGUAGUGAUGAGAUUCUGAUUUUGUUUUAUACUGCUACCGGUUCAAUAAACAUUCUUGCCAUAUAAGAAUGUAGAAAAUGAUAAGGGGUGUUAUGAUGUAAUUUCAUAUAAAAUUCUCCCUUUGUUUCAUAAGCAAACAGAACACAAUUUGGAAGGAAAAGACAGGUCAGUUGAACAUCUUGCAGGUGUACCGACUGAGGAUCUGGUGCAAGCAGACUUAUAAAAAUACAGAUUCAAAGACAGUAUUAGCAUUAAAGUAAGCAUUGUACUGAGAAUUAAGUUACCUGUUGCAUGAAGACUAAGACCAGUAACUGCUUGAUCAUGUGCCUGAAAAACAAGAGUAAAGAGAAAAGAGGUGUUUAAGGUAGAAGGAAAACUUUGCACCUGGUCAUUGUAAAGAGUUAAGACUGACAAAAGGAAAAAAAGUAAAAACUUUUCAACAUUCAAACCUUUAUAAUGUGAGAGCAAGAUGCUUGUGGAAUGGACCACACUCGAAUGGUCGCAUCUGCUGAUCCCGUGAAUCCAAGGUCCUGAAAAGUAGCAUUCAAACAAUUCACUUAUGAAAAUAAGGUCAUUUUCCUGAUCGACUAACUCAAACUAGCUGUGUGGAAAUACAUUUACCAUGACAAGUAACAUGGUUACCUAUAGACCAGAGGUCUUCAGUACUGUUAUAAAAAAACUUAACAUGGUGAUUGUCUUUUUAAAGGCUUAAUUCUUUGCCUCCAAUUUAGUCUUGAUGCCAAUAAAGGGUCUAUAUAUGAGGUAAAAUGAUGAGGCUAAAAUUUGAUGUGGUGGAGCAUCUUACAAUUUACAAAUAAAUCAAAUUGAUUAUUAAAAGGGAACCAUUUUAAUUAAUGAUGGUAAUGAUAAGUAUACCUCAUGUGGGUGAUAUAAAACAUUUGUAACUUUCUUGGAGUGUCCUUUGAGAGUUGCAAUAACCUAGAUUACAAAACAAUCAAAUUAAUCAAUCUUUCUUGUGCAAGAAAGAGCAAAUACAGUGUCUAUGAACUUCAAACAUUUUGCAUGGCAAAGCAACAACAAAGUAAAAAAUGAAAAAACUUUGUUACCCAGUAUAUAAUCUAAAUACAGCUUUUACCUGUUCUGUGUCACGGUAAAAUACCACAGCAUUUUUGUCAAGGCCACCUAAGGAAAAGGACAAUCAAAUGUUAUAAACCACUUAAAUAGAACAUGCACUCCACUAAUGUAAUAAUUUUUGACACCUUAUGUACAACCUCUACGUGGACAUCCCCAGUAAGUAACUUCCCUUAAGUGGAAACCUCUCCUAAGUAUUAUAUACCAGUAAUGUUGAGCUCCGUGGCAAUGUGAAACAGAUGAUACGAUAGAAAAUUAACUCUGCAGAGAUAAUGUACCCUUCCUAUUCUUUCCUUGCUGCUUUUCACCACCUUAAAUUACCCAGAACAUUCAUUUACAUCAUAAAAGUGUCAUAACAAUCAUUUAAAAUAAAUUUGUACAAUUAUUAACAAACCUGUGAUAACUCUGGACGUAUCUGCAGCGAACAAAUCCAACGCCAAGAUUCCAGGAUUACUUGCACUGUGAAGACCCUAAAUUUUGAAAAGCAAUUUAAAUUCCUCUAACUAAUGCUGAUAGUAGCUCAACACAUAACAAGAAAAAUCAAUUUUAUUGUAAGAAGCAGAAGACAUUAAACCCUUUUAGUCCCAAUACUGAUAAUUGCCAAAUUUCUCCUUGUAAUAAAAUUGCUUAAUCAAUCAGGGAGGUAAUGAGAAUUAAGGAUAUGAUCACCCAGUAUCAAUUCUCAGGAUAACUGGACACAUUUGUCCCAUUACUACUGUAAGCAGAUGAGACAAGAAAGGGGAAAAUUUAUUUUAAUAUUUGGUGCUGUAGGGUUUAAUGUGCUAAAAUUGCUGAGUGAUUUAUCAGCAAUGUUUGGAUUGGCAGGAUUUUGUUUUUAACUUACUGCAUGUGAGGAGAUGGGUUUGUAAGAUCUUAUCUCAUCCACUGUACUCAAGUCCUCUGGAACCUUCUUGCCUCUCUACAAGGAAACAACAUUCAAACACAUUUCAUAAGAGGUUCUGUUAAGAUCUUGAACUCAUGGCUAUGAUGCUACAUUUCUCGAAUUUCCGUUUUUCAUAAUUAAAAACUCUGUUUCCUAGCUAUCAAAGCAGACCACUUAGAUGGGUACUUGUCUGGUUGCAAACAAGUAAACAGGAUAAACUUGUAAGUCAUUAUUGAUAUUUGGCUGUCACUGAAGUUUUUAAGUAGGCCAAGUUGAGUGUUUUCGCCAACUAGCUUGGGCUUACAUUUCUAAUAUCUUCACAAAAUCCAACCCCAUCAAGACAGCCCAGUGUGGAGCCUUCUUUCCAUGAUUUGUAAACUACAGAAAAGAUUUUAAAGCCAACCUCAACCAACGCACCACCUAAACUGAUUUCUUGUCAAGGUUGUGCUCUAGCAGUGCCCAAUGGCCUCUGGGGUCUAACUUUUGCUCCAGGGCAAACAGAAAAUCUUAGGUUCUUCAUAAACAUCAUAUACUGGCAGCCUAAAUUUUACAGGUUCAAAGUACCAGGCUCCUGUCAGUUUUUCUUAGAACACAGCCUUGAUUGGUUAAGAAACCGUGGUCAUCCAUUCAUGGUGGGGUUGGGGGAAGGAAACAGUCACUCUGAAGGUAAUAUUUCCCACCUGCUUACAUGAAACUGUCAGUGGAGACAGUGAUUGUAAGCCAUUAUUUCUCGCAUCCAUAGGAUACCAGAUUUUCUUACCAAGAGGGAUUCACACAAGCAUGACGCAGGGCAAAGCUCUUUUAUUUCCUCUCAAUGUGGCACUUACCUUCUUACGUUCAGCAGUGAGGAGAGUAGCCUUAUCUUGCAGCUGUAGAAAUGAAAAAAAAAACCAGCAACAACAGCUUAGUAUUACUUUGUAUAUAACAAGAGAAGAAUGACAAAAAAAAUGGAGACAAAAUUAACAUCCAAAAGAAAACGACCUUAGCUAAAAUAUUCUAAAGAAAUAUGUCAAGCAAACAUACCUUCUGUAAAACUUCCUCUGUCAUUCCCUCUUCUUCUCCAGGCUAAAAAAGAGUGACAAGAAUAAUUAUGACCGCAAUCUUAAGACACCGAACACUAUUUGUGAAAACGCUUUAAAAACUAGAGAGCAAAAAUCAUGAAGACAGUAAAGAAAGUUAUAAACCUCUUUUAAGAAGAGAAGGUCUAAAGAUUCUUUGUAAAAAAAAGACAUGUACAUGUACCUGUCCAGCAACCUCCAUUGCCUCUUCCAUCUACAAAAAAGCCAAGAAAUCCAACUAGUUAAUAACUUGGAAACCAAGCUUCAUGGCUAAAGUCUAACCAUAGAAAAAUGUCACUCUGUUUCUCUCUUGUAACUUCAAAGCUCCGUUCUCUUCUAUUUAGCUCCAGCCUAAGUUCCUUUAUAUUGAGUUCCCAGUCUAGGGUAUACCAAAAUUAUAAUAGCUUAAUAUAGAAGUGAAAUCACUGAAUCAAACUCAUGAGAGUUGAAAGUUGACAACCAUAAACUCUUUUGGUGUGCAUAUAUCAAAAUCUUGUUUGAAAUAACACUGCUGAGCACAUAAUGACUAAUUUGCGCAGUCACAAAAUAUGAAUGGAGGUGAUAAUAAUCAUUUUGUUAUGAAAUUCAAAAACUGAAAACAUGAACAUAUAUAUAUAUUUGUAAUAAGCCCACCGUCUAGCAAGAGCAGAGGGCCCCCAGAGGGCUGAAUAGAGGAUCAAAAUACUGUCAGUAUAACCAUAAAAUAUACAGUAGAAUUUCCAUGGCUAAAACUUUUCAGUACCUUCCGAGGAGCAACAUAUUCAAACAGCUUGCACUGCUUUACUUGACUGUUCAAGUUAAUGCUUGAUACAAAGUUUUCUGUUAGUAGUAGGAUGAUUUAGCAGCAAAACAGGAACGUCAGUUGACGACCGCGAGCACAAAUCAAACAACUGACUUGACCAAUGACAGAGCAGCAAAUUGGGCACCUGAAGUCGUGUUUAGUCCUUUCCGCGCUCUUUCCCCUCGUCAACUGGCCUUCCUGUUCUGUUGCUAAAUCAGCCUAGUAAGUUAGCGCUUCCUACCUGUACUGGUGUAGCUGCGGGAACACUGACAGCCAUACCUGCCUGGGGUUUGAGUGUGGCCAAAGCUGGUGUUAAAGAAAAACUUUAUUCAGUUUUGAUAUUAAUCUUCAUUGAUGCAUCAAUUGGCUACAUUCAGACUAAAUGAGCAGCAAACUGGUUUGACUUAUCACUGCAAAAACUCUAGGGAUUGCUUGGAGGGACAGGGUCAUUCUGAGUGAAGAUGACAUACCUGGUGAUCAGAGUCUUUAGGAAUUCUGUAAUAGUGAAGAAAAGUUGCAUUUCUGAAUCUGUUAUCUCAUUUUGGAAUACAGCAGUUGUAGUGCAUCAUGUUUGUUGACCUUCAUGCUGCACCUCCAAACCAUGCAUCCCAAGAAACUUUGCAGUUGCACAUCAUACCCAGUUUUUCACUCAUUUAGAACAUGGUGAAUACUAUCUGAAUUUAAAUAACAUUAUUAGUAAAGGUAAAGUACCUUCACGGGCAGCAGUAACUUCCUUAGUCAAACGAGCAAUAACACGACAAGCAGCAUCAUGCUGGUACAGUGCGUGAGACAACUCUGAAACAAGGAGAGCAAUUGCACAAUUAGGUACAAUUAGCCAAAUGUAGAUUACAGUUGAAGCUCUCGUAAGUGACCACCUCGGAAAUUUGAAAACCUGGUCGUACCUAGAGCUGGUUGCCUACGACAAUGAGCUCUGAUAAGCAACCGCAGGGUAAACAAUAGAGGGUGGUCGCUUACGAAAGCUUCAAAAACUCAUAAAUAAUUCAUAAAGGAAAACAAAGGAAAUUUAAGUUUAAUGAGUGUCUUUACAUCUGACAUAGACAUGGCUAAAAAAUACGUGCAAUUGGUCGCUAGGGAAAUGACCUUGAACUUUCACAAAUACAAUACUGAACUGUGCAAGAUCUUUAUCAAUGAACCUUUAGCGCAGUGCGCAGUUUCAUUAACAUGGCAAUUUAUGAAUAAGACUCUGAGUGGUCAUGCACUUACAAGAGCUUAAAAACAACGGAAAAGUCCAGUUGUGUAAUUCCAAAAGUGGUCGCGGUCCCUAACAGGAGCGGUCACUUAAGAGAGCUUUCAUUACACAGUUGGAGUCACAGUUCAAAUGGGGUUUCACAAAGGUGGUUGUAACUAGAGCUGGUCACUUACAAGAGUGAUCGCAAGGAGAACUUCGACUGUAUUGUACUUUUAGAAAUUUAAUUUCAUUUACCGUAGAAUUCCGAAAAUAAGCCCCUCCAUGUAUAAGCCCCUCAUAUAAGCCCCCCAAACUCAUAACGCAAAAAUCCCUCUGUUUAAUCACCCCUCUGAAUAUAAGCACCCCGGGGCUUGUACUUGGAAAUUGCCCUCAAAUACAGAGUAAAACAAAGCAAAAAAGGUAAAUUUCCUUCCAACUAUGGGCUAGCCCAAUCAAUUUUGAAAUGCAAAAUUUCCCUCCGUACAUAAGCCCCUCCAAAAAUAAGCC